Messenger RNA from Phycomyces blakesleeanus NRRL 1555(-), 822 nucleotides. RefSeq lists its product as hypothetical. The transcript is spliced from 2 exons. The record is from RefSeq and is a predicted model, not a curated record. The coding region runs from base 1 to 822 and encodes 273 amino acids. NCBI's taxonomy places the organism in Eukaryota, Fungi, Mucoromycota, Mucoromycetes, Mucorales, Phycomycetaceae.
AUGCCAAAUGUCUGUGAAAGUGACAUUGCCUCGGCCCACAAGUAUCGCGAGAAAUUUUGCCAAAAUUGUGAGGCACUUCACAAUUUGGAUCUAAUCUCUCCAAACAUGCACUUACACUUCCACCUGCAAGACACCAUUUGCGACUUUGGACCUGUAUACGGUUACUGGUUGUUUAGUUUUGAACGAUAUAACAGUAUCCUGAAAAACAUAAAGUCCAACAGGAAAACUGGAUUCGAGUUAACAUAUGCAAGACAAUUCGUUGAGGAUGUUCAUAAACAAGAUAUAAUUAGCCGCAUUAUGGAAUCUUCCGAUACUCGUGCAUACAUGGAUAUCUUUCAAAAAAUCACAAAAUAUCAACAAAAAAUAGCAUCAACAAUAACUUCAUAUUCUCACUUCUUCUUUUCACUCGCCAACUUUAUCACUGCUACACUGGAAGUAUCGAUAUUGAUUAAAGGCAACGAACCUCUCCCAUCAACUGCAUUUCCUUUGGCAAAGAAGUCCUUGUCACUAAUGCCAACGCCUGGAUACAACUGCCUCAUUGAAUACUACCAGGGCAAGUUUAUAAGGGAUGUAAUGGCAAUGGACGUGGUUCGUACAUCCAAGCUUUGUUUCAAGAAAAUAGGACCCAUGCGCGUUAUGGCUAUGUCGGUGAAAUUCAAUACAUCUUUGUGCACACAUUCUCCCCAUCAACAGCCACUCUCCCAUCAACUUGCUACAACAACCAACAUACCUUUGCUUUCGUCAGAUGGUUUAAAGCAACAUCAGAUACGUGCAGACAACUUUGAGGCAUUGAAAUCUACCACGACAACUUCUACUAAUUAG